GGGAAGGUUCCUGUGGGGCUUCCUGAGUCGCGCCUCACUCUGCCGACUGAGGACAAAGGGCUUCCCAAGGCCUGGAUUGUAGUAAGUGGGAUCGAGUCGUGCCUGAACAGAGAUGCGUGGAUGAGCUAAACUCUGUGAGCAACAACGGUCUAGAGGAGGAGGGAAUUGAAGCCCAUCCUGCUUGUUUUCUGGAGCUGAGUUUCAAAUAUUUCUGGCCUGAUAAUUUUUUUUUUUAAUGUUUUUCCUCUCCCCCGUGAUACUUAGGAAAGGUAACAUGUUUCAUAUGUGCAGAUCACUUGCUGUUGUAAGCUCCUUGCUGUCUUUAGACCUGGCUGCAUGUCACCUGCCAUAGGCAUUUGGGAGAUGAAGAUGUAGUGAUCACCAGAGUAAAAAGUAAAUUUUUUGCUGAACUGCUUAAUGGGAUAAGAUGUGGGGUUUUUCUCCAGAUGAUGGUCAACGGCCUUAGGUACCAAAACAGCCCUCUGCGAUGACCCCUUGCACCCGUCGUAUUUCCAUCACUUACAGUGCAGAGGUCGGGCGUGUGCAGGCGUCGCCUCGUUUCCUGCGUAGCUUUGACUUGUCCCCUGAGCACCCUCCACACCGUGGGCAAAGCGAGGCGGGUUUCUGUGGAGAAGACAAUGGCUGGCCACGAGUUAAAGCUGGUGUUGUCAGAAGGUGUAUGAAAACUACAGUAGCUGACCUUUUGGGUUACUUCUUAGCACAGGCUUGAGCUAACACGGUGUGUGGGAGCAGAGAACUGUGUCCAUCCUCCAGGCGACUGGCUGCUGAAGGGGGAGGAUGUCACAGGCUUUCUGCUGAGCAUCGGUAGUGUUUGUUGGUAGCAAAGGCUUCUUCGGUGUUCUCUGAGCCAGCACCUUGGUGGCUGUAGACCAUUUCAUCCCAUCUUCCGUUAGCGUGUUUUCUUUGCAGCCUCCUCCCUCAUCCUUUCUUCUCUUCCUUUUAGUUCCUUCCUCAUCUCUCAGGUGCCAGCAAAUAUUGGCAGUAGAUGGGAGACUCUCCUGCUCCUUGUUUUGGUGCGACAUUGGCCCCAUGUUGCCAGAAGCAAUUGGGCAAUAUUCCUGGGUUUGAAUUUCUCCAUUCUGUGCAAAUACUGCAAGUCUGCUCUGGUUGGCAAGUAAGAGCUGGUGGAACUGAGAGGGCACAUGGGACAAAUGGGACCUUGACUGAAGGACACAGCCAACUGCUAGGAAGCGUCUGCUGGGCUGGUGGAAGCUGAGGUGACCAGAAGCGGAUUCAUGCUACGUACCCCUGUGGAUUUUCCUGGGGAUAGUCGGAUAUCAUGGAUGGCCCUUGGGCAACUGGGCAGAGGAAAAUGCUACAAGAGAAAAAGGCACCAGAAGAAGCAAGCUGGCAAUCCUCUUGUUCAGCAAAGUGGACAGCCGCUAAUCCUUACCCAGAACCCGACCGCGGGUCUGGGCACGAUGGUAACUCAGCCAGUAUUACGACCUGUACAGAUCAUGCAGAACGCCAAUCACGUCACAAACUCUCCGGUGACCAGCCAGCCCAUCUUCAUAACAACCCAGGGAUUUCCCGUGAGGAAUGUGCGGCCUGUACAAAACACAAUGAACCAGGUUGGAAUCGUUCUGAAUGUACAGCAAGGUCAAACAGUUAGACCCAUCACCCUCGUCCCAGCCCCAGGUACCCAGUUUGUUAAACCAACAGUUGGAGUUCCUCAGGUGUUCUCUCAAAUGGCCCAGGUGAGACCAGGUACAACCAUGCCGGUGCGACCCACCACCAACACUUUCACUACGGUCAUUCCGGCCACGCUUACCAUCAGGAGCACUGUACCACAGUCCCAGGCACAACAGCAAAUGAGCAUCGCAAGCUUUGUGACUGUGAAGAGGCCUGGAGUGGCUGGUGAGAACAGCAACGAGGUUGCUAAGCUCGUGAACACCCUGAACACCAUUCCUUCGUUAGGGCAGAGCCCUGGCCCGCUGGUGGUCUCCAACAGCAGCCCUGUGCAUGGUUCCCAGAGAUCGAGUGUUUCAGAGUCGUCGUCGUCGUCGUCGUUAAAAGUCAGUUCAUCUCCUAUUCCCACAUUUGAUUUGCAAGAUGGUGGCAGGAAGGUCUGCCCGAGGUGCGAUGCUCAGUUUCGAGUUACUGAAGCUUUAAGAGGACAUAUGUGUUACUGCUGCCCUGAAAUGGUUGAAUUCCUCAAGAAAAGAAAAUCUCUAGAAUCUGAACCAAAUAUUCAAUCUGCAAAGCCUCCAUCUCCAGAAAAAACUACAGCUGUUGCUUCGCCACCCUCUUCUACCCCUAUCCCUGCCCUGUCCCCGCCUGCUAAAGCUCCAGAGCCAAGUGAAAACGUAGUUGACUCAUCCCAAAGUAAGCUCAUUAUGUUGGUAGAUGAUUUCUACUAUGGCAGAGAUGGUGGCAAAGUGAGCCAGCUACUGAACUUCCCCAAGGUUCCAGCUUCCUUCAGGUGUCCGCACUGCACCAAGAGGCUAAAGAACAACAUCAGGUUUAUGAAUCACAUGAAGCACCACGUUGAACUGGACCAGCAGAACGGAGAGGUAGAUGUCCACACCAUCUGCCAGCAUUGUUACCGGCAGUUCUCCACUCCGUUUCAGCUACAGUGUCACUUAGAGAAUGUCCACAGUCCCUACGAGUCAACAACAAAGUGCAAGAUUUGCGAGUGGGCAUUUGAGAGUGAGCCAAUGUUCCUACAGCACAUGAAGGACACUCACAAGCCUGGGGAGAUGCCCUAUGUUUGUCAGGUCUGCCAGUAUCGCUCAUCGCUCUAUUCUGAAGUGGACAGCCAUUUCCGAAUGAUCCACGAAGACACGCGGCACCUGCUCUGUCCUUACUGUCUCAAAGUCUUCAAGAAUGGCAAUGCUUUCCAACAGCACUUCAUGAGGCAUCAGAAGAAGAGUGUUUAUCACUGCAACAAGUGUAGACUCCAGUUCCUAUUUGCCAAGGAUAAAAUUGAACACAAGCUGCAGCACCACAAAACUUUCCGAAAGCCCAAACAAUUAGAAGGAUUGAAACCUGGAACCAAGGUUACAAUCAGGGCGUCUAGAGGACAGCCACGGACAGUGCCAAUAUCUUCAAAUGACAUGCCGCAGGGCACUGGACAGGAAACCACUCCGCUGUCAUCUUCUACCGAUCCCCAGCCCAUCUUCCUGUACCCGCCUGUCCAGAGGAACGUCCAGAAGAGAGCGGUCAAAAAAAUGAGCGUGCUGGGGCGGCAGACUUGUCUGGAGUGCAGCUUCGAAAUCCCCGACUUCCCAAACCACUUUCCCACCUACGUGCACUGUUCGCUGUGUCGCUACAGCACUUGCUGCUCCAGAGCUUACGCCAACCACAUGAUCAACAACCAUGUUCCUCGGAAGAGUCCAAAGUACUUGGCUUUGUUUAAAAACUAUACUGCCUGUGGUGUAAAGCUGUUCUGUUCCUCUUGUCUCUUUGUAUCAUCUGAGGGUGAUGCAAUGGCCAAACAUCUGGUCUUCAAUCCAUCACACGAGUUUAGUAACAUUAUUUUCCGAGGGCCUUCUUGGAUAUCACAUUCCAGGCACGUUCAGCCCCAGGACAAAAGCAUGAAGAAUACAUGCCCUACCUAUUCCCCAAGUAAAGCUGCUACUGUGAAAACAAAGUCUAUGUUACCUGCGAAAGAUGACCUGGAGCCUGAACUGGUGCCAGCAGCCUACAACAGACCUCUGGCCUGCCAGGAAGAGGAGUGCUUAAAUAUUGAUGCUGAAGACGAGGAGCAGCCAACAAAGGAGCCCGAGCCUGCAAGCAAAAAGGAGCAGCUGUCGGUAAAAAAGCUGCGAGUUGUACUGUUUGCUUUGUGCUGCAACACUGAGCAGGCUGCAGAGCACUUCCGAAAUCCUCAGAGGCGGAUCAAGCGCUGGCUACGAAGGUUUCAAGCUUUCCAAGAAGAGAACUUGGCAUCCCUGUCAGAGGGCAAGUACCUCAGCCUAGAGGCUGAAGAGAAGCUAGCGGAGUGGGUCCUCACGCAGAGAGAGCAGCAGCUGCCUGUGAACGAGGAGACGCUCUUCCAGAAAGCCACCAAGAUUGGCCGAUCCCUCGAAGGUGGCUUCAAGAUCUCCUACGAGUGGGCGGUGAGGUUCAUGCUACGGCACAACCUCAGCACGCACACUCGAAGGGCGGUGGCUCACCCCCUCCCCAAAGACGUAGAGGACAACGCCAGUUCCUUCAUCGAGUUUGUGCAGCGGCAAAUCCACACUCAAGACCUGCCGCUCUCCAUGAUCGCGGCCAUCGACGAAAUCUCUCUCUUCCUCGAUGUGGAGGUGCUGAGCAGCGACGACAGGAAGGAGAACGCUUUGCAGACGGUGGGAACCGGGGAGCCCUGGUGCGACGUCGUCCUCACGAUCCUCGCCGACGGCAGCGUUCUCCCGACGCUGGUCUUCUUCAGGGGUCACGUACAGCAGCCCGCCAAUGUGCCGGAGUCUAUCAUACUGGAAGCAAAGGAGAACGGAUACAGCGACGACGAAGUCAUGGAGCUGUGGUCGUCCAGAGUGUGGCAGAAGCACACGGAGUGCCAGAACAGCAAGGGCAUGCUCGUGCUGGAUUGUCACCGAACGCACCUAUCGGAAGAAGUACUUUCCUUGCUGAGUGCCUCCAGCACUCUGCCGGCUGUUGUCCCUGCGGGCUGCAGCUCCAAAAUCCAGCCUCUAGAUGUUUGUAUAAAAAGGACUGUGAAAAAUUUCUUGCAUAAAAAGUGGAAAGAGCAAGCCAAGGAAAUGGCGGACUCCACGUGCGACUCGGACAUCCUUCUCCAGCUGGUUUUGUGCUGGCUGGCAGAGGUCCUGGAGGUCAUUAGUGACUCUCCUGAACUUGUGCAGCAGUCCUUCCUGGUGGCCAGCGUGCUGCCCGGUCCGGACGGCACGGCCAACUCGCCCACGCGCAACGCCGACAUGCAGGAGGAGCUGAUCGCCUCGCUGGAGGAGCAGCUGAAGCUGAACGAUGAGCAGCAGGAGGCGGCGGCGGCGGCUGAGGUCCAGGAUCGGGCCCAGGCCGAGGAAUCUGCAGACCCAGAAAUCCUCCAUCAGCUCUUCGAAGGGGAGAGCGAGACUGAAUCCUUUUACGGCUUUGAAGACGCCGAUUUGGAUCUGAUGGAAAUCUGAGCACUGAUCUGCGAAUCGUGAUCCGGAAAGGGUUAUUUUUAAAAUAAAUGUUGGAUGAGACCAUUACACUUCCCUGUGGAUUUGUGGGUUUAGGAAAUUCGUAGGCGAUCACUCAGAUAAAUAGCCAUUUAUGCUGUUCAUUUAUAAGUUUUGUGCUUUUUUAAAAGAAAAAUCACUGUGUUGGUAUUUUCUGAAAAUAUAUUGUGGGUGAAUAUUUUUGCGUUUUCUUUACCUCACUGUAUCAUAGUUUUCUGUUUUUAUUGUGCAGAAAUGUUUUGAAUUAUACAUUGUCAAUGUGACCAUUUCUAAAGAAAGAAAAAAAAUAUGUAGCUAAUGAACCAGUAUAUAAAUCUUUUUGGUUGUCUUAACAGAUUUUUUUUUUUAUUAUUUUUUUUUUAACACUUGACCCAGAGAUUUAGGUUUCUGUGGAAAACUUAGAUAUGAGUUACUGCUUUAACGUGUGAACCUUCUAUAAUUGGCCAUUAAGAUUUGGGUUUGGUUUUUUUGUUUUGUUCUUUUGGGUUGUUUGUUUUGUUUUUUUUUUUUACAGAAGAGUAAUUAUUUUGCUUGUGAAUUUGGACGCGGGGUAAAAACACAAGCGAAAGCAUUUUGCCUGUUCAAUGCCAGCAACGCUUCUUGGGAGCCACGACACUUUGAACUGGGGUUGAACUGAGCUCCGCAGUCAGGGAGUCGGGGGCGGCGCUGACCCGAACCCCUCGCUUGCCCCCGGGCUCUCUGACCGGUGCGGUGGUUCCUCUCCUCCACCUGGGAAACCGCCCGGCACCCACCUUGCUCCAAAGAAUUACUGACAGAGGGUACAUGGUGGAAGAGGAAAGUCAAGUCUGUCUUGAUCUUCCUGUACAGUAGGUGGGAGUUAAGACUGUACGGACCAUUAAAUGUUGACCUUUUAACUACUAGUAGUUGAUAAACCUGCUUUAACGGUGGCAUCAGACACUACGUUCCUUAGAAUUAGAAAUCUGAUUUAAUGAAACAAACUGUGAUGUGCACAAAAAGAAGACGUUUGUUUUUAUUUUUCACUGCCAGCUUAAAUUUUUCUACAAUUUGCAUGUUUGAGGGUUUUUUAAUUGUAUGUAUUAUGGUAUUAAACGGAAAGCAUUUUGACAUACAGAAUUCAGAAGCACCUGCACCUUUCUGUUUCCAUAGAGGUUUUGUGAACCUUCCCUAUUACCGAAGGAAAGCAGGAGGCAGCAUGUGCAGACCUGUAAAUGGUUCAUCUUUAAAAUGUACAUAAGUGGAACAUUUAAUAAAACCAGGGAAAUGGA
Molecule: messenger RNA, 6391 nt
Organism: Phalacrocorax carbo (great cormorant)
Lineage: Eukaryota; Metazoa; Chordata; Aves; Suliformes; Phalacrocoracidae
Source: RefSeq, a predicted model, not a curated record